UCCCGCGCAAGGCGCAGGUCUUAACCUAGUAUAUAUUAUAACUUGUAGACUAUAGAGAGAUUCAAAUGGCCGUACGAGCAAGAGAAAACAUUGAUUGAAUUGUUUGAUGAGGCAAUUUCCUUGUCAAAUUAUACUCUUAAAGAUCCUACGGCUCAUGGAAGAGAGUAUAUGGUUGAAAAAUUCAACUUUGCAUUUAACAUGAAUAUAAAUUACGAUUUUUUUCAAACAUAAGCUUGAUGAGUUCAAUAAAUCAUACAAGAUGCGGAAGUUUCUGAUGAAAUCCACCGGCAUUUCGUUUGAUCUUGUAACAUCUAUGAUUUACGCAUCUCCAGCGUGGUGGAAUAAUCACGAGGCGGGAUAUAGAAUAACAAAAUCGUUCAACCGAGAGACACCGAAAUUUUGGGAUGUAAUGGUACGGUGUUUUGCAUUACAUGAUGUAUAUUCGCAACCACAAUAUUAUGUGCGACAAAGAAGACAAGAGACAAUGAAUGAGGGACGAGCUGAUGAUUCCACACAUGGAAACUCAGAUUUCAAAGGGGGUGACAUGCCAGACACCGAAGUUCCAGAGACUGAAGAAAUUUAAGAAGUAUAUCACGUCAACCUAGACGAUAAUUCACGUCCUUCAAAUGAAUUUACCUAUGAAACAGUUGGAAUCAAUAUUGGAAGAGGUGGGAGACAUGGAGUAGUUCACAUUCUAGUGGCAGAAGAGGGAGUAGAUUUCAUAGAUCAGGUGGAAGCACAUGAACUAAUGUUGGAAGUGGUUCACGAGGAAGUCGUCGAAAACAAUUAUUUGAGACAACAAUGCAAGACACUAUCAGUGGUUUUAGAGAUUUUCAAUGACAAAGUUUACAACAACUUCUUCCUGGUGCUUUCAACCAAGACGAUUAUGAUGAAUAGAAAAAGGCGGAAGCGUUGUUCCCUGAUCUACAAGUUACAAAACAUACAAAAUUUUAUUGGAAAUGUCUUAAUACACUCCAAGAGUUAUUAAAGCUACAUUUGCUUGAAGCUCUGAUUGGUAUUUCACGAAACAACGAAGAUAUUCCAAAACAUAUGGGUUUGGGACUAUCAUCUGGGAAUCCAUCUUCUGUGGACAAUAAUUCUGGCUUUCAACAGUGGGGAACAACACCAAACGCACAACAUUGGGGCACACCGCCAAAUGCACAACAAUGGGGCACACCACUAAAUCCACAACAAUGGGGUAUACAGUCUGGUUUUCAACAGUGGGAAACACCACCAAAUGCGCAAAGGUGGGACACACCACCAACUGCACAACAAUGGGGCGCACCUCCAAUUUCACAUCAAUGGGGCACACCUUCAACUGCACAGCAAUGGAGCGCACCUCGACCUGCACAACAGUGGGGCACACCGCCGAAUGAUCAGCAAUGGAGCACACUGCCGAAUGCUCAGAAAUGGGGCACACCACCGAAUGCUCAUGAAUGGGGAACACCACCGAAUGUUCAGCAGUGGGGUACACAACCAAAUGUUCAACAGUGGGAUACACCAACGAGUGCUCAACAAUGGAGGCGUCAAAGACCUAAUCCUGGAAAUGGCAAAUCAGCUGGAAUGAAUCCAAAUCAUAUUGAAUAUGGAUUUCGUUGGACGAUCAUCAUGAAGUUUUAGAUAGCGCAAUAAAAAGAACUUCGCCUGAUACCCAACAACCACAAUCACCCCAGUCUUGGUUUCACAAGUCGUUUUGAUUCUGGACAAAAUUCACGACAACCUAGAGCAGGAGGUUUGUUCAACAUAUGGGGAAACAAACAAGAUAAUCAAAGUGAUGACGAAUAGUUUUUUAUUAAAAUGUCUUAUCAU
Molecule: messenger RNA, 1809 nt
Organism: Brassica oleracea var. oleracea
Lineage: Eukaryota; Viridiplantae; Streptophyta; Magnoliopsida; Brassicales; Brassicaceae
Product: ribonucleoprotein RB97D-like
Exons: 2
Coding region: 1051-1620 (189 amino acids)
Source: RefSeq, a predicted model, not a curated record